Engraulis encrasicolus (European anchovy) is the source of this 6619-nucleotide messenger RNA. RefSeq names its product TAF5-like RNA polymerase II, p300/CBP-associated factor (PCAF)-associated factor (gene taf5l). The transcript has 10 exons. The record is from RefSeq and is a predicted model, not a curated record. Gene Ontology annotation, cellular component: histone acetyltransferase complex; nuclear protein-containing complex. Gene Ontology annotation, biological process: regulation of DNA-templated transcription. Gene Ontology annotation, molecular function: protein binding; transcription coactivator activity. Lineage: Eukaryota; Metazoa; Chordata; Actinopteri; Clupeiformes; Engraulidae. Bases 136 to 2097 code for a protein of 653 amino acids.
CUUGCAAAUGGCAGGUCAGAAGUGAUUUACCGUUAACACAGGUGAUGAUUUAGGUGAAAAUUCACCCUUCGCAACUGUUUUGACGGAUGUAUAAUAUUAUUUCAACGCAGAGGAGGGGAAACAAGACAUGCAGGUAUGAAGCGAGUGCGGACCGAGCAGAUUCAGCACGUCGUGACGCAGUACCUGAAGAGGCGGCAGUAUGUGGACUCGGAGGGGAACCUGAAGAUAGCCAAGCUCUCGCAGACUGCCGAGGAAAUGGCAGCUAACCUCACGGUUCAGACAGAGUCCAGCUGCGCCAACAUCGUGUCGGCCGCUCCUGUUCAGGCUGACCCCCAUCAGUACGAGACCCAGUUCUCCAGGCUGCGUACCUUUCUGCUGGAGGGUUCGUCGGAGGUGCCGUGGGGUGCGGAGGUGAGCCGCGUGCUGUACCCUCUCUUCCUCUACCUCCACCUGGACAUGGCCCGGUGUGGCCUGCGCUCGGCCGCCGACGCCUUCUACUCGCGCUUCCACUCGCUCUUCACCCAGGAGGCCGACCAGAGGGCCACCGUGGAGACGCUGAAAGGAGUGCUCACCGCACAGGAUGUGGCCUCUCACCCCAAGCUGUGUGCCCUGCUGGAGCACAAGUACGUGGUGCACCUGUCGGACGCGGCUCACAGCUACCUGCUCAGGUACCUGCAGAGUGACGACCACGGGGCGCUGUGUAGAGUGCUCAGCACUCACCUGCAGCUAGAGGUCACCCCAACGCCACGCACACACUACCAGCUCUACGCCAGCAGCGCCAACAACACCAACAACACUACUACAGGUAAGUCUGGCUUGAAGUGUGUGUCUGGCGGCGGUGUGAACGACCUCCCAGAUGAGUUGGGGCGGCCGCUGGGUCUGCCCCAGAGCGAGGCGGCCCUGGAGGCCCUGCAGGACUCCAUCAGGAGGGUACGAGAGGGGCCCCCCUCGCUCACCACCGUCUGCUUCUACGCCUUCCAACACACCGACCAGCAGCUCAACGCCGCAGAGGUGUCACCUGACAGUCGUCUCCUGGCUGCUGCCUUCGACACCUCUGCCCUGAAGCUGUGGAGCCUGAGGGCACGCAAGCUGAAGGCCGGUCCCCACAGGGUGGACGUGUCGCGGAUACACCUGGCCUGUGACCUCCUGGAGGAGGAGGAUGAUGAAGACUCGUCGGGCAGUGAGAUGGUCACCUUGCGUGGCCACUGUGGUCCGGUGUACCGCGCUGCCUUCCUGGCGGAGGGCCAGGGGACCCGUGGCGGUGGCGGUGGCAGCGGCACGUCGCGUGCCCAUGGCGGAGGGGGCCAAGCCCUGCUGUCCUGCUCGGAGGACGCCACCGUGCGGCUCUGGGACCUAUCCAGCUUCGCCUGCGCCGCCGUCUACCGGGGACACGCCUACCCCGUAUGGGACGUGUCCGUCAGCCCCUGUGGCCUGUACUUCGCCAGCGCAUCGCAGGACCGCACGGCUCGUCUGUGGACUCCGUCGCGUGCCUACCCGCUCCGUCUCUAUGCGGGCCACCUGACGGACGUGGACUGCGUUCGCUUCCACCCCAACUCCGGAUACCUGGCCACGGGCUCCUCCGACAAGACGGUGCGCCUCUGGAGCGCCCAGCAGGGGGCGACGGUUCGCCUCUUCACCGGCCACAGAGGCCCCGUGCUUUCCCUCGCCUUCUCACCCGACGGACGAUACCUCGCCUCAGGUGGUGAGGACCAGCGGUUGAAGCUGUGGGACCUGGCAUCGGGCGGGCUCGUGAAGGACCUGCGUGGCCACACGGACGCCAUCACGGGCCUCUCCUUCAGCCCCGACUCCAGCCUCGUCGCCUCUUCCUCGCUGGACAACUCUGUUAGGGUCUGGGACAUACGCAACAGCCACAGCGGAGGAGGAGGAGGAGGUGCGGCUUCAGGAGGAGGGGGUGCCGGAGGCGCUGGAGGAGGUGGGAAUAGUGCGGCGUCGGCCUCGGCUGCGGCGGCUGACGGUUCGAGUAGCGAGCUGGUGGGAUUGUACACGGGAAACACCAGCAGCAUCCUCAACGUCCAAUUCAUGGCCUGUAACCUGCUGAUGGUGACGGGCACCGCACAGGAGAAACAGGAACUCUAGCCAAGGCACACACACACACACACACACAUACACCGCACAGAAGAAACAGGAACUCUAGCCAAGACACACACACACACACACACACACACACACACACACACACACACACACACACACACACACACACACACACACACACACACACACACCUUUUCCCAAGGUCAAGUGUUCUAGCCUUGGUAGAGCGUGCAACAGCCAGUGAUUGGAUGAACUCCGAGGCUAGGCUGGACUAUGCGCUUCACGCACUACAAAGGCUAGAAGACUUGACAUUGGGAAAUGGUCAUUAUUUCACUCUGUAAUCUACUGUGCAUUAGGGUGGCAUCAAACACCCCUCGAAAAUUUAAACUUUUGCAAAAUCCCGCUCUGCUCCUCCAGUAUUGUUCCUUUGCACUGCUACAACUUAGGCCUACAUUUUACAAUGAGGUUGUGAUGACGCUGUCGUGCCGAAAAGCGAGUCCCUGCCAGAACACGAGUGCCUUCAUUGAAACCAAUGGAAACCAAUGACCAAUUUUUUACCCAUUUUUGCAGACAAAUCCGACACAAUUUAAGAUGGAAAGCCUAUCAAUAAAGCAUCUACAUUCCUUCUGGAAGUAUUACAAAGAGCUGGUUACAAUUUCAGUAUUAUUUCCAUAAAAGAAUCGAAGAAUUGUCAUAACAAAUGUUACGGUUUCAUUCAAAUAGCUCAUAUUAAGUGGAGGACGAGUACUGUUUCAUAAGCAAGCAUAUUUUUUGUUCAUAUAUUAUGUAAUUCAUUCUGCAAAAAAAUUGUAUAAUUUUCUCUCAAAAAAUGCCAUUGGUUUCAAUGAGGGCACUCGUGUUCUGGCAGGGACUCGCUUUUCGGCACGACAACGCAAAGGAACAAUACUGCAAAAGCAGAACAGACUUUUCAAAAGAUGGGGCGUUUGAUGCACCCUACUGUGCAUGGCAAAGGAGAAACGGCGCUCUAGUUGAGGAAGUGUGGAUCAUAGCUCACUUGUUCUGAAAUCGCAUUCUCCUCCAUCUCCAACUGUGGCUGUGAGCUCUUCAUUUUUCAUCAUUGUGGCUGGUUGUUUGUAAAAAAGAAGGAACAACAACAACUUUAGCCAUCACUUGGGAAACUUCACUGUGGCCAAAUGUUUCAGAAACUUUUCAUUCUUUUUCUCUCCCCAAGACUUGAACUUGAGGAGACAAGUCUGGAGACUUCAACUUCAAAGACGAUUGGUUUUGUUCAUUCAUUAUGUAGGGCUAAACUCAAUGUCACAUGGUUGCAAAAUGACCCAUGGGAACUCUGUCACCAUGGCUACAGCUGAAAUGUCUCAUCCGUUCGACCUCUCCCUCCUCCCAAUCAGCCGCCAUGCAGCAGAUGUCUCCAAGGUUUCACUUAUCAACGUUGAACAAAUCAGGAACGUUCGCUUAUUGUCUCCACAGUUCACAGAAUAUGUGACUUGCCACAAGAAGGCCAAGGGGCAUAUGGAGGUCAUCAUCAUAGAUCAUGAUUGUGCAGAUUCCAAGCUUGUCAUUGACACCUUGCACAUGGGAAUCUGGUUAUAUCUGUUGAAUUUGUGGCCUUUUCAAUGUGUUAAUUGCUUAAAGUAGAAAACGGAGAAUUCAGCUGCGAGAGAUUCUCGUACCCAUAGAAAAGACAUAAAGUUAACAUUUUCAAAGACAAAAUGUAUGCUUUCAUACAAACCAAUACUAUUUUCUGAAGCAUUGGGUAGCUUCUUCUGGACUUCAACUUGCACAUUCUGCAAAAAAAUGAAAAUCACAUGUAUGUCACAUGAGCAGACAUCAGGUGGUACAACCACAGCGAGAUCAUCCACUAAAAAAAAACAAAGAGAACUAUUUAAUUCAUACAAUAGUGGUAUGGGGCACCUAAGUCACGCCCUCUACUUCCUGGCUCAUGGGACAGUAAGUUGCAAAAAAAUUGAAUGGAAGUGAACGAGGCGAGUUGUGGUGGAUUUGUGGUGUAUAGGUGGAGGUCCAAGGUUUGGAUUGGUGUUGAAAAACCACUAAUUUCAAGCCCAGUAAUUAUUUGUUGACUCCCUCUGCCCCAUGAACCAGGAAGUAGAGGGCGUGACUUAGGUGCUCCAGUAGCCGUGGUUGCACCACCCAUGGCUACUACUAAAGCGUCAUUGACCCAGUCACUGUUCAUCAUGCAAAAUAUUCUUUCCGAAUCCUGAUAUUCUGUUUCAUGCAAAGCAAACACUAGAAAAGCAGUGACCUGAGACUUUCACUGUGGCUGAAUGUUGUGUGAAAAUGUUUCGUUCAAUCACGAAUGUAGGGCUAAACAAACGGUUCUCUCAGAUCGAGUCUCUCAAAUACAGAAAUGCGAACUUAAAUGACCAGCAACUUUAACUGUGGUUGUUUAGUGGUUGAAUAUUCACUAUGUUUCAGGAGGGCUAAACAAACUGAAGUCACAAGAGGUUAUGAAAGGGAAAUGAUAAGGCACUGCUGAAUAUUAGGAAAAUAGCCAAAUAUGACCCCUCCCUCCUUUGGUAACACUUUACUUGACAACGGUGUCAUACGUAUGACAUAACAGUGUCAUAACAUUGUCAUAAUUGCAGUCACGUAUGUAUCAUAAACAAUAUUAAAACAUUUUAUGGCUUUGUCAUUAAGUGAAAUUCCGUUAUGGUAAAGACGGGCCUAACUAUGUCAACUUUUCAUUGGCCAUGACAUGUUUAUGACAUUAACAUUAUGUUUAUGACACUGCUUUGACACUGUUAUGUCAUAGGUAUGACACCGUCGUGAAGUAAAGUGUAACCCCUCCUUUCAUUAUGAAUCAGAUGAGGACUGACAAGUCAGUGUAUUCUCUCCCUUUGGAGAACAACUGUGUCAUUGGAUGUGUAUACACAUUGAUGCGCAUCGUGAUAUGUAUCAUGUUAUGGUUAUACACACUGUCUACCAGCAGUCAGAGAAAGGCAGGACGGGAUCAAGAAGUCAUUGUUGUCUUAACUCUUUACUCUUUACUUACCCCCUCAAUGUCGGUAUUGUGCCAGUGCUCAAUGAUGAAUGGUAUUGGAUAUGCCUUAACUCAAUCGAUGCUCUGUAAAGCCAUUAAAGCACGCUCAAUUAAAGAAAUAUUGUACCAUUUCUGGAAAUAAGCAAAUUUUACACCUCCCCUUAUCAAGUUAACUAACUCAGAUGUUCCCUUUCUUCUGUACUUCCAGCUGUUCUCUGAGUCUGACAAUGCUAAUUUUACCUCCAGGCUAGCAUACAUUAUGGAAUCUUGUGGGUUCAGCUAGUUGCUAGGUGGACCCAUAAGAUAUAGCAGUGAUAAUCACUAGCUUGUAACUAGAAGUAGGAUCACCAGACUAAGAGAACGGCUGAAAGAACAGAAGCAAGGAAAAACUGAAUCAUUUAACUGAGGAAAAGGGGUGAAAUGAGCUCAUUUCCAGAAAUGGUACAGUGUUGCUUUAAGCUAAUUGAAUGGAGAAAAUCUAAGCUGAACACAUAGCGUAUUGCUAGCAUGUGUUUACUAGUAUGACAUAUCUGGAUAAGGAAUCAUGAGAAGGGCUUUACAUGUUAACAACAAAUGUUGGGUUGCACUAGAAUGUGAACUUUGAACUUGUAUCGCACAAUUCUUUAUGCAAAGCCCCUUUUUCCACACAAAAUCACAUUAGCAACUACAUGGUGUGAAAGGUGAACAAGUCAAACGUGAACAAGUGAAAUGAAACUGAUCAAAGAUGUGUGAUGGCCUUUGGUCCUUAAAAGCUAAUACACACCUGAAGUCUAUACACGUCUCUGAAGCUGUAUGUCCAUACAUUCUCUGACUGAAACUGGAAUUGAAUACAUUUUGCCUGUAUUUCUUUCUGUGUCUGUGGGGAAUAUGGUUGAGGUUUGUUUGAGUAUCAAGGGCUGACAAGUGGAUCAAGCAGAUCUGUGCUAUUCAAAUAACAAAUCUCAACCUACCAGAUCCACACAAGCAUGCAUACAUAGAUGGGUCAAUGACGUUUUUUGGGCUCAGAAAUCAGGUUGUACUACCACAGCUAAUGUCCAUAAAUCAAUUGGUAAUUAAUGUACUGCAAUGAAUAUGCUUCUCAUAUAAUCCACUGAAACAAAACAAAAAAACCUUUCAAUCCAUACAAUAGUGCCAUUAGCUGUGGUUGCUUACACCACCCUGACUUGUGCUAAAAACGUCAUUGACCUCCAAACAUACACCCACAUGUACAAACAUUUUAUAUGAGAGGCCUCAGCCACAUCUGUACAGCAGUAUUGAGGGGGGGGGCACGAGGGUUCAGGCCAGUUCUGCACUGUUGGACACACACAGCAUCAAACCAGCAAGCCACUGGGGCGGACUUUUCCCAGCCCUUGUCAAUGUUCUUGUCUGUGUGUGUGUGUCGAAAACCUGUAAAAUAUAUAUUUUUGUGGUGUUUUAUUUUUUUUCCCUUUAUUUGUUAAUAAUACCCAGGCCGCUGUUUCUGUGGUCGUCAUUGUAUAGAUAUCAAAUGUUAUUUUUACAUUUAAGAGCGGAGAGAGGAGGAGGAUGAUGUGUGACUGACGCAAUGGCGUUGAGAAAAUAAAAAGAUUUGAAAAGUACAGUGAA